Elephantulus edwardii (Cape elephant shrew) is the source of this 2283-nucleotide messenger RNA. RefSeq names its product leprecan-like 1 (gene P3H2). Gene Ontology annotation, biological process: collagen metabolic process. The transcript is spliced from 15 exons. The coding region runs from base 1 to 2118 and encodes 705 amino acids. Gene Ontology annotation, molecular function: iron ion binding; L-ascorbic acid binding; protein binding. NCBI's taxonomy places the organism in Eukaryota, Metazoa, Chordata, Mammalia, Macroscelidea, Macroscelididae. Gene Ontology annotation, cellular component: endoplasmic reticulum. The record is from RefSeq and is a predicted model, not a curated record.
AUGCGGGAGCGCAUCUGGGUGUCGCCGUCGCUGCUGCUGCUGCUGUUGCUCCUGCCACUGCUGUGGGGUAGCCCGCCGGACAGUUCGAGCCCGGAGCUGGAACCUGUUCCCGGGCCUCUGCAACCCUACGACCUGCUCUACGCCAGUGGCGUGGCCGCCUACUACACCGGGGACUACGCGAGCGCCGUGCGUGAUUUGGAAGCAGCGCUGCGCAGCCACCGGCGCCUGCGGGAAAUACACUCGCGUUGCUCCCGCCACUGCUCCGCGCGCCGCCCGCUUGCGCCACCCGGCGCCGGCCCCGGGGCCGAGCUGCCCUUUUUCCGCGCGGUGCUGGAAAGGGCUCGUUGUUACCGAAGCUGUGAGACUCAGCGCCUUGGGGGGCCGGUGUCCCGUCACCACGUGAGCGAAGACGUGCGCAGUGACUUCCAGCGCAGAGUGCCUUACAACUACCUGCAGCGGGCCUACAUCAAGCUUAACCAGCUGGAAAAGGCAGUGGAAGCAGCCCACACUUUCUUCAUGGCCAACCCUGAACACAUGGAAAUGCAGCAGGACAUCGAGAAUUACCUAACAAUGGCCGGUGUGGAAGCAUCCCAGGUGAUAGACCGAGAAGCCAGACCCCAUCUGGAGAGCUACAGUGCAGGAGUGAAACAUUAUGAGGCUGAUGAUUUUGAGCUGGCCAUCAAGUACUUUGAACAAGCUUUAAGAGAAUAUUUUAAUGAAGAUAUAGAGUGUCGAGCCCUGUGUGAGGGACCUCAGAGAUUUGAAGAAUAUGACUAUUUAGGGUAUAAAGCUGGCCUCUAUGAAGCUAUUGCCGAUCACUACAUACAGGUGCUGGUUUGUCAGCAUGAAUGUGUGAGAGAGCUGGCCACCCGCCCGGGCCGACUCUCCCCUAUUGAGAACUUCCUUCCUCUGCAUUAUGACUACCUGCAGUUUGCCUACUAUCGAGUGGGUGAAUAUGUGAAAGCUUUGGAAUGUGCCAAGGCCUAUCUUCUACUGCAUCCAGAUGAUGAGGAUGUCCUAGACAAUGUGGAUUACUACGAGAGUCUGCUGGAUGACAGCACUCACCCUGAUUCCAUUGAGGCCAGAGAGGAUUUGUCCAUGUUUGUAAAGCGUCAUCAAAUGGAAUCUGAACUGAUAAAAUCAGCUGCAAAAGGUCUGGGAUUCUCAUACACUGAGCCGAAUUAUUGGAACAGAUAUGGAGGACGGCAAGAUGAAAAUCGGGUCCCUUCAGGAGUCAAUGUGGAGGAGGCGGAAGUCCAUGGAUUAUCAAUGAGUAAAAAGUCAUCACCCAAGAUGGACAGAGACCUCCGAGAGGGUGGCCCUCUGCUCUACGAGAACAUCACAUUCGUCUACAACUCAGAGCAACUGAACGGGACCCAGCGAGUUCUCUUGGAUAACGUCCUGUCGAAAGAGCAGUGCCGGGAGCUUCACAGUGUGGCCAGUGGAAUUAUGCAUGUUGGCGAUGGAUAUAGAGGAAAGACUUCACCCCACACUCCCAAUGAGAAGUUUGAAGGUGCAACAGUACUAAAAGCACUGAAGUUUGGUUACGAAGGCCGUGUCCCACUGAAGAGUGCCCGUCUGUUCUAUGACAUCAGCGAGAAGGCUCGGAAGAUUGUUGAAUCCUAUUUCAUGCUGAACUCAACCCUGUAUUUUUCCUAUACACACAUGGUGUGCCGAACAGCCCUCUCUGGUCAGCAAGAUAGAAGGAAUGACCUCAGUCACCCCAUCCAUGCUGACAACUGUCUGCUGGAUCCAGAGGCGAAUGAAUGCUGGAAGGAGCCUCCUGCCUACACAUUUCGGGAUUAUAGCGCUCUCCUGUAUAUGAAUGACGACUUUGAAGGAGGAGAAUUCAUCUUCACAGAAAUGGAUGCCAAGACUGUGACGGCAUCCAUAAAACCAAAGUGUGGACGUAUGAUCAGCUUUUCAUCAGGCGGAGAGAACCCACAUGGCGUAAAGGCGGUCACCAAGGGUCAAAGGUGUGCAGUGGCCCUGUGGUUUACCCUGGACCCACUUUACAGAGAACUGGAGCGAAUAAAAGCUGAUGAAGUGAUCGCAAUUCUAGAUCGAGAACAGCGAGGGAAACAUGAACCGAAUAUCAACCCCAAAGAUGAGCUAUAAAAGCAGAAGAAUGUUCUAUCAAAUAUUUAUUUAAAUCGUUAAUCUUAUGAGAACUUUUUUAUUUUUGUACAGAGCCAUGGUAUAAAUUAACAGGUUAAUAUGAGUCAAAGAUCUCCCUUCUAUUCAUAAGAACGCUUGCUUUGCCUCUCUCAGUCUAUCUUUCUU